Molecule: messenger RNA, 648 nt
Organism: Trichobilharzia regenti
Lineage: Eukaryota; Metazoa; Platyhelminthes; Trematoda; Strigeidida; Schistosomatidae
Source: the annotation of a GenBank genome assembly
AUGCCACACAAUAAACCAAAAUCAGCAUCGCUGACUAGCCAAGUGAACAUACAAAGCUCUUCUAUAGAACAAAAACGAGUGGAACGCCUACAUGAACUAAGCAUAUCUUUAAUACGUUCCGUAGUAUUACCUCCAUGUGAAGUCUUCACAGAAUCAAAUGCUGUCGCAUUCAUCAAAAAAUAUUAUAAAAAUAAACCAAUCAAGUAUAACGCAUUUAUACUGCCCGAUAAAAUCAUACUUGCUAGCAAGAACUCAAAAUCGAAUGUCUAUCCUAAACCUUGUAUUUUUUACUCUGAAGUUAAGCAUAUCUUCACAACUUCUCAUAUCCCUAAAUCGGGAUGUUUCGUGUUAUGCAUUGAUUCACGCAGCGAAAAGCAGUCACGUUAUGAAAUGUAUCAAAUCAAAGAUGCAGCGUCUCAUAAUUCAUUUCUGGAUCUGCUAAACUGUUAUAUAAAAGAACAAAAUCGAAUACGACAUCAAUAUUUUAGUGAUAAAUAUAAUCAGCGUGGCACAGACAUACGUAAAGUGAAAAGUACAAACUCUCGCAAAGCAUCUACAUACUCUCAAGAAGACCGAGAAUCUCUAUUUAAUUUUGCCACUUCUGUUUCAAACCUAUCAAACAGUCAGCUGUAUUCCAAAGCUUUAUAA